Hyposmocoma kahamanoa is the source of this 1365-nucleotide messenger RNA. RefSeq lists its product as uncharacterized. Gene Ontology annotation, biological process: proteolysis. Bases 1 to 1365 code for a protein of 454 amino acids. Gene Ontology annotation, molecular function: serine-type endopeptidase activity. The transcript has 12 exons. NCBI's taxonomy places the organism in Eukaryota, Metazoa, Arthropoda, Insecta, Lepidoptera, Cosmopterigidae. The record is from RefSeq and is a predicted model, not a curated record.
AUGUUCAACUAUGUUACAGUAACAACGUAUCUAUUAGUGCAAGACAACAGAGAAACAGAGUUACGGGUGGUGACACCAGUGGUGUUAAUCCAAGAGGAGUUCGUGCUAGCAAACGCAAUUGAGAUCGGACUUCUACCUAAGGAUAAUAUCAGAUCCAACAGCCGUGUCCUUAUCGGAGAGCACUGGAUUUCGAAAGGGCGUGGUGUGCGUAACUACAUAUUACACCCGGAGUACGAACAGUCCCAAAACACCAUAGCUAUCAUACAGUUGGUAGAAGGAGUCAGUCGAAAACUGGGACUAGUUAUUCGACCAGUCUGUCCGGCACCAAAUACCUUUCUGAUAAAUCCUGAGUUAUAUGUCAUCAGAUUAAAAGAUAAUUUGGAAGAUCUACAUAGAGAAAUAAUGGAGGUUACUCAUGUUCCAUGGAGGAUGUGUAGAGAAUUUUACUCUGCUGUCAAUUUAUACACAAAGGAAAUGCGUCCGCCCAGCGCGGUGUGCGCAGCUGUACUGGACACAAAUGAAGUGUGCGUGUGGAACGCAGGCGCAGCCCUCGUCACCCGCGAUGUGUGGGGCCGAUGGCAACUGCUGGGAUUGGGAGUGAGAGGACCGGGUUGCAGCGCACCAUCGCGCUAUAUUGACAUGCUCAGUUAUUACCCUUGGAUACAUAGCAGUCUAGACAAGUUCCGGCGUGUUACGAUCACAAAGAUUAACAACCAGAAAUACGUAUUGCGAAAAAGCAAAGUGAUCUCGACACAGAGGUUUGGCAAUUGCGAUGAAGAGGAAAAAAAGAAUCUUCUAUACAGAGACUUGGUUGUUUUAGACAACGACAAAAAAAAGCUUACUUUUGCCACUUACAAUAUGACGAUUAUUCAGAGUAUAGAGAUCACAUGUAUGACCAUGGAGAUAACAGAAGGCGCUGCAACUUCAAAGAUGUCUGUGAGACACGUUUGUCAACGAGCGCCGGAUGGAGGUCCAUGUUACGCUUACAAAGAAUCUUUAUUCGACGUUAGUGUAUUUAUAAUAUUUACUGGACAAGCUAAGUUCGAGAUGGUUGUCUGGGGCUUUCAAAAACUAAUGAAAUCGUUGGACACCAUGGAAUGGAAAUGGGAAGAAGGAUCGUUUUAUGACGACUUUACCGCACAGAGAGUAGAAUAUACAGGACCGACGUUCAUGACUGAUUUUGGUUACGAACCGCUGGAUAACGCAAUGUGGUUACCCAACUACGAUUUAUGGACAACGACAAGCAAAACAACGUCAACUCAGACAGAAACUGAACCACCCUUACAAAUCACUAAGAUACACACUCAGACUGAAACAGUGUUGUAUGGAAUCAAUGAUGUCGAGGAAACGGGACCAGCAGCUUGA